Molecule: messenger RNA, 592 nt
Organism: Frankliniella occidentalis (western flower thrips)
Lineage: Eukaryota; Metazoa; Arthropoda; Insecta; Thysanoptera; Thripidae
Exons: 4
Coding region: 89-529 (146 amino acids)
Cellular component (GO): cytoplasm
Source: RefSeq, a predicted model, not a curated record
CUCCAUCCCCUCCCCCUCCCCUCCCAACCCGCCCCAUCUAGCAGAACUUAUCCGGCUCAACGUUACUCUUCUAAAAGGGGAAAAAACCAUGGAUCUCCUUAAUCAGCAACAGGAUCGCGUGGUCCGAGCGCUAGAACAAACAUUUGAAAAGUUGAAAAGUGGAAGGGAGCUGCGAGCACUCAAGGCUAAAGAAUACCAUUGUCAAGCCCGCUGCUAUGAAAAUGAGCGAAUAGCAGACGAUCAGCUUGAGCACUGUGCUAAUAACUGCUCUAUGCCUGUGGCAAGGUUUAUUAAUUUUGUUAACAAAGAGUACAGUGGAGUUGUUGAACGAACCAAUCGUUGUGGACUGCAAUGUUUGGAUGCAGAGAAAGACAGAAUGGGAUCCAAGUUUGAAGAGUCACAAAACAUUAGUUUUUCCAAGGAGUUCCAGAGUUGUGUAACUCGUUGUAUAGACGACUGCCUCAAUAUUCACAUGCCCAAGACUCAGAAAGAAGUUCAAAGGGAGCUCGCUUCUGUGAGAAUCGACUAGCGAAUAAUAUUAAGCAAACACUUACACAAUAUACAUCUAGUUAAAAUACAAAUUGUUAUAGUA